This is a messenger RNA of Penicillium waksmanii, 735 nucleotides long. Its product is annotated as translation initiation/elongation factor MRX8. Gene Ontology annotation, molecular function: GTP binding. The annotation marks the transcript as partial. Lineage: Eukaryota; Fungi; Ascomycota; Eurotiomycetes; Eurotiales; Aspergillaceae. The transcript has 3 exons. Gene Ontology annotation, cellular component: mitochondrion. The record is from RefSeq and is a predicted model, not a curated record.
CUCACGCCGUCAGACCUUUGCUACUACUGGGACACCAAAGCACCCAAUGCCGACCAACUAGCUUUCGCAGACAAAAUAUUCAUCCCAUCACGCCACUCGCCUAUAAAACUAUGGUCCGCCAGCAAGUUUCGCACAACGCCACUCUCUUCGAUCGAGCCGGAAGUCGCAUUCCUGGGCCGGUCGAAUGUCGGGAAGAGCUCUUUAUUGAAUGCGAUAAUGGGCCAAGAAAUUUGCUGGACGUCGUCGAAACCAGGUCGGACGAGGGAAAUGAAUGCGUUUGGAAUUGGAGGAACGAAAGGUGGCGAGUCGAAAGUUGUCUUGCUCGAUAUGCCGGGAUACGGCAAAGCCAGUCGAGCUGAAUGGGGCAUGGAAAUCAUGAAAUACCUCCAGGGCCGAAAACAACUCCGUCGCGCCUUCAUCCUCAUCGAUAGCGAACACGGCAUCAAACAAAAGGAUGCCGAUAUCCUCGGCCUAACGAAGAAACAGGCCAAGACCGGCGUUUCGGAUGUCGGUAUCCAGCGACUCCAGGGCAUGUUAAAGGACAUGAAACCCGUUAUUCAGCCUGACCCAUAUACCUCAGGAGGCCCGGGUGCAUUGGGUGAGAUUUUGACUUGUAGUGCGGACGUUUCUGUUGGUCCUGGUCAGGCACUAGGCGUUAACGCUAUACGCUGGUCUAUUUUAUCUGCAGCUGGUAUUGAUGGCAGUUUGGAAGGUGGACGUCUGGCUCAAUUGUGA